Molecule: messenger RNA, 1028 nt
Organism: Oncorhynchus tshawytscha (Chinook salmon)
Lineage: Eukaryota; Metazoa; Chordata; Actinopteri; Salmoniformes; Salmonidae
Exons: 5
Coding region: 1-663 (220 amino acids)
Biological process (GO): regulation of apoptotic process; proteolysis
Molecular function (GO): cysteine-type endopeptidase activity
Source: RefSeq, a predicted model, not a curated record
AUGACCAACAUUUAUCUCAGUGAGCUGCAUGUUGCUGUUCAGGACCGGGAGAAAAAUCAGCUGUCCCAAGGAUAUUCUGAAUUUCUCCUGUCAAGUCCAAACGGGUCCUUAAAGCUGAACAAUUGGUUUGCACUCAAGAAUCCCCUCUCCACCUCCAUCAAUCCAGAGAAGAUUCAGCUGUUACCUGCAGACACCACACCAAGCUGUUGUAAGAUGAUAAUGGGAAACACAGGGGUGGACAUUGAGAUGGAGUUAAUCGGGGAUGAUGAGAAGACAGCGUGGAGAGAUAUGCUACAAGCAGAUCAAUACAUCACUGACACCCAUUCAACUAGUGCUGUGUUGGGGGCAGGGCGUCCGCCUGAGAGAAGUCUGACUGGUUCUGCAGAGCAGCAGCUGCGUUCUGUACGGACGGAGUUUGUAAAACGAGUGUCAAGACCUGUCCUGGAUGGUCUUCUGGAAAGACUCCUGCAACACACAGUCAUCAACCAGGAGGAAACGGAGUCAGUGAAGGUGAUCGCUGAGAGGGCAGAGAAGGCACGUGACAUCAUCGACAUGGUGUUGAGAAAAGGAACUGAGUCGUGUUCCAGGAUGAUCAACCUUCUUGGGGAGAUGGACCCCUGUCUUUGUUCACAGCUUCAGAUCAGUGUUGGAGUACCAACCUAAUGGUAGAAUGGAUAGUAACAGUGUUGGGGUACCAACCUAAUGGUAGAAUGGAUAGUAACAGUGUUGGGGUACCAACCUAAUGGUAGAAUGGAUAGUAACAGUGUUGGGGUACCAACCUAAUGGUAGAAUGGAUAGUAACAGUGUUGGGGUACAAAAUACAAAAAUAACUGUACAAAUGUUAUGGAGACACAGUGUUGUUUAAAAACAUUGAAUAUAAGAAUAAUAAUUGGAAUCAUUUGGACUGGGGAGACCUGCUCCUAGAUCAACAUGCCUAUUCAAUGUUUAGGAUUACCCUGAAUGCUUUCCCCCCCAAAACAGGGUAGGGACCUACCUGAAUUUGUCCAAAAUAAACCAUUUUGAAACUA